ACUUCAACAAAAUUGCUCGACUUAUCGAUCGCUGUUUUCUGGCAGAUGGGAAGCGUCUACUAGCGUCGCGGCGCUUGCAACAGGCUGUUCAUAUCAACAGGCGUCAGUUGUCCGGUGACUUUCACUAGUACAGGCGUCGUAUCGUGUAUAUUAAGCGUCUCGACGUAAUCCACGUAUUCUUUCAAUCAAAAUUUAAAAAAAACCAACACCAAGUAAACAACAAAAUCAAUUUUGUAUUACAUAGACUUAAAACAAUAAGUGAAUGCUAUUUUGCAGGUUAUCUAUUUAUUAUAACACAACACAAAAAAUUCUUCAGCCUGUAAUAAUAAACUCAAGUGUAUGUUACAAACAGAGAAACCAAAAGAAAAGAAAAACAAUACAACAAUGGUUGAUUGUGGACCCUCAGAAUCAAACAGCAAGUUUGUUUGUCCCAAUGACAGACAGCUAGCACUUAGAGCUAAGUUGAAAACAGGAUGGAGUAUGAAAACAGCUUCUUUUCGUUACCCCUCAUCAACAUCAAAAUCUCAAACGCUCGGGCAAGAAGAACAGAACACAAUUCUACAAGUCAUACAAAGAGCUGAACGGUUAGAUCUGACAGAGCAAGAAAGGGUUGGUAGACUGGUGGAUAGGUUGGAAAACAUGAGAAGAAAUGCCUUGGGUAAAAGUUCGUCUCAAUGUUUACUCUGUGGGGAUGGGUUUGGUAUUAUGGGUUCCAACAAGGUUGUUUGUGUGGACUGUAGACGACUCGCGUGUCAAAAAUGCGCCAUAGAUCUGUCGCAAGGUAAAACUAACGGAACGCACAAGGACCAUUGGCUAUGCAUGAUUUGCUCGGAAACUCGAGAGAUAUGGAAAAAAUCGGGAGCAUGGUUCUUCAAAAGUCUUCCCAAAUAUAUUCUUCCCUCUGAGAAUGCAAGCUUUACCCGACACAGACCAACUAGACUUUCAAAGAACUCUAGAAACAUUAAGGAAGAAGAUAGCAGUUCAGAUGAGGAUAAAAGGGUUUGGAACAAAGUUAAAAGAACGAAGUCCAGUUCUGAGAGUACCCACGAUCGACCAGAUACUCUACAAUCGCAGCAGUCUGGCUAUCAUUUACCAUCGUACAGUAGACAGGUCAGUGCCGGUGACCAAACACUGAAGGAGGUCGAUCAGAUACGAGGUAACAUGGGCUCCAUGACAUUGAGUGAAGCCAGAUCAUGGGAUGACACAGGUAUAGAAGGAGAAAGCUCUGAAGCUUCAAGAAGAGAGUCUAUGGCCAGUAGGUCAGCAUCUGAAUGUUACUGGACAGAUACAGCCAGAAGCGAUGAAAAAGUAUCACCCAGUACUUGCAGCAUAUCCAGUAGCAUAUACAAGAACCCUAUGGAAGAGCACAGCAAAAUUGAGUCGGCCAUGGGCACAAUAGAAUUGUCACUGACAUAUGAUGCAAACAAAUCAACCUUGCUAUGUACAGUGUACAGGGCCAAAAAUCUUAUUCCCAUGGAUAUCUCCAGCCUAUCAGAUCCUUUCUGUAAACUGAACAUUCUUCCUAAUGCUAAGACCUGCACAAGAUUGCGGACAAAAACAGUACACAAAACUCGCAAUCCAGAGUUCAAUGAAAAUUUAACAUUCUAUGAUGUUUCUGAGGAAGAUCUCAUCAAAAAAUCACUUCAUAUUUUGGUGGUAGACGAUGAUAAGUAUGGACAUGAUUACAUGGGUGAAGUGAGAAUACAUCUUGCCAGAUUGAGGAUGCAAAACACAAUAUACUUGACUACACCUCUAGAAAACUUCAAAAUAGAACAAAAAGGGCCAGUACCGCUAGAACUGAACCAAUGGUUUGACGAUGAUUGGUCAAGAGGUCAAAUAUUAUUGUCUUUAUGUUAUAGCACGAAAAGAAGGGCUUUAUUGGUCACAAUAAUCAGGUGUGCCAAUCUACUUCCGAUGGACAAUAACGGUUAUUCAGACCCUUUUGUAAAAUUGUAA
Molecule: messenger RNA, 1956 nt
Organism: Brassicogethes aeneus
Lineage: Eukaryota; Metazoa; Arthropoda; Insecta; Coleoptera; Nitidulidae
Source: the annotation of a GenBank genome assembly